This is a messenger RNA of Colletotrichum abscissum, 1281 nucleotides long. RefSeq lists its product as uncharacterized. The record is from RefSeq and is a predicted model, not a curated record. The transcript is spliced from 2 exons. Bases 1 to 1281 code for a protein of 426 amino acids. NCBI's taxonomy places the organism in Eukaryota, Fungi, Ascomycota, Sordariomycetes, Glomerellales, Glomerellaceae.
AUGGUUGUCGGUCUCGACGAUGUCAUGGCUAUUAUGGGAAUCAUAUCGGCUGCAAUCUCCGCAACUCAGGCGCUAUUGGAAAUCAUCGAACGCUACAAGCUUGAUCAGCGUCUUUUGGCAACAUUUCGGCGGUCGCUGGCCCAGGUAAAACAUGGUGCUAGAGUAUCAACAAACGUCCUCAGACGUGCCCUUGACGCCGCCUUGGGUAGGAGCCACGACGGGAAUUUGACCUCGUGGAUCAAAAAGGCAAUCGACAUUGACAAACGACGCUUGGCUUUGCUUCAAAAUACCAUCUCGGCCGAGAAAUCCGGCAAAAACGAAGCUUAUGUUGCAUUGGAGAAAGAAACCAAGGCACUUGAAGCAUAUGCCAAAGGCGCCAAAAGAGAAAUCGAGGCCGUUGAAGAGAAUAAGUCAACGCAGAGUCCGGUUGAUUUGAAAGGGCUCUUCCCUACCUUUGGGACCAUGAUGUUGCCGACGCCCAUUGCCGAUAGGGGUGGCAGCCGUGUCUUUUGCUCCGGGGCCGUCAUUUGUCAACAGGAGGUGUCGCGACAGAUUGCCUACAUCCAGAGUGAAGAGAUCCCGGGAGGCAAGGGAUGGUUCGUCUGCAAGUUCUGUUAUGUGAAGAUUUCUCUUCCGGAAAAGGAGAAGAAGGAGCCUUUGGCAAAGUUCUCGCAGCCAUUCAUCGAGGAAUUGAUGAUGAUGCUUUGCCGAAGCCAUCUUGUCGCAUCGUCGUCUGAUGGCUAUGCAUGCUACCGUUGCACCGAUUGCUACGGUUCCGGCUCCUCGAGGGACUUUUCCAAUGCUUCCGAUGUCCUAGCGCAUUACUCUUCGGAGCAUCCAGACACAAUCAUCAAGCACAUUGAGAAAGCGACGGAGCGCAAGGUUCCUGAUUUAGACGACCAACUUGCUGAGGUUGAAACCCCGCUCCAUCCCUCCCAAGACGAAGGCGAGGACGUCGACCAGGCGGGAACUGCUCCAUGCCAAGAUACGCAGGACGCUGACGCACCUAUCUCCAAGGCAUCGCAGCCCGCUAAGCACAUGGCGCAGGAUUCUCCACAGAGAGUAUCUCCGCGGGUGUCCCCUCAGCCAGUGCCCCCUCCGCAGCAAGCAGCCCCCGAGCCAGUGGCUCAAAAUCACGGAGAGAACGGUCGUGUCGCAAACUCAGAACGGUCACAUGUUUCAUCGCCUUCAUUCAGGCCCCGAAUUGAUAGUCCCAACGUCGGCAAUAGUGUAGAGCCCAAGAGAACCGGUCGCAGAUUCCAGCAGGACCGGCCUUUUUGA